AUAUAAGUAAGCUACGAAGUGCUAAUCUACCAUUCUUAUACAGACGUUAAACUGUUACAAUAAGAUAAAUAAAAUGUAUGCUAUUAAGCGGUUCGGUUUGUUUUGUACUUUGCUGUUACUUGCUGGAACUUCUGUAGCCCAAAUAUCAAAUUUAAGCAACUGCAGUCGAACUGAGGCGUCCUGGGGACCUGAAAGCGUGAUUGAAAUCACGUGCGCAAGGCUGGGCUUUUCGACCAUAACACGACCGUUUAUAUCUUCGCUGUUGCACGAAAAUAUUCGUCGCAACGAAGGAAAGCAACAACGAGGUGUGGUUAUUGAUACGGUGUUGUCGAAGCGUAGUUUCAAUAUAAAGCUGGAAGAUUUAAAUGUGGCAGAAAUUGCAGAUGGAAGUUUCGCAGAUGCUAAAGACGUUAAAGUGUUGAACCUUGUGGGGAACGCAAUUCAACAACUGAAACCGCUCGCCAUGACUGGCCUUACAUCUCUUAAGAAUUUGUUUUUGGGUUCAAACGACAUCAAUAUCAUCUAUCCUGGCUCCUUCGUCGAGCUGAGGAGUCUUGAUUGGUUGGAUUUGUCGCGAAACAAGAUUUCCGAAUUCUCCUACACGACGUUCAUGGGACUGAGUAUGCUAAAAUCUCUCAACUUGGAAUACAACAAUAUCUCCGCCAUUCGAACAGCUGGCUUUGGCGCACUCUUGCGGUUGGAAAAUUUGUACCUUGAGGGCAACAGAAUUUCUUCUAUUAACGGUGGCUCACUGGCUGGCAUGUACAGCUUGCAGUUUCUGUCUUUAAAAAGAAACGAAUUAAGCCGAAUAGCCGAUGGAACAUUUGCAGGAAAUCCACAGCUAACACAACUAGAUUUGUCUUACAACCAAAUUACGGAAAUCAAAUCUUCGACUUUUGUUGGUUUGACUGCAUUGCGAAUUUUAAAACUUAAUGGUAACAUGAUCAGCACAAUAAAGGACCACGCGUUUACUCAUGUACCUCAGCUGUCCGAACUUGAUUUGUCUCAUAAUGCUUUGACUACGCUCCGAAGAAAUAUGUUCCUUGGUCUUGUAAACAUCCAUGUGUUAGAUAUAUCAGAAAACUGGAUGCACGGUACAGCUCUAUCAACAGAUGACACUUAUGGGUCACCUAAAUCCGAUCUUAUUGAAGCUAUUGGUAUCAUUUGCCGAAAGCCUGGUCUUUAUUUUACUAAUCUCCGAAACAACGGUUUGAUUCCUAUGCUAAACAAUGUGACACAGCAAGCACUCGGGUUUGACUUUGCAGACGGUACUCAACAUUUCUGCGUGUUUUAAAUUGAUUUUUUGCAAAUUUAGUUCUUAUGAGAGUUAUAUUCUUUUUUGCUGUAUAUUACCCAGAUGUAUAUGUAUAUUUGUUUUUUUUCCCCUAUUAAUACAAUACAGCUGGCGCAAUGAAAUACAAAAAACAAUACAACAAGUAAGUGCA
This is a messenger RNA of Ciona intestinalis (vase tunicate), 1445 nucleotides long. RefSeq lists its product as uncharacterized. Gene Ontology annotation, molecular function: protein binding. NCBI's taxonomy places the organism in Eukaryota, Metazoa, Chordata, Ascidiacea, Phlebobranchia, Cionidae. The record is from RefSeq and is a predicted model, not a curated record.